AUGGCACCCGAGGCGAACAAGAACAAGUACUCCAUACUUUUGCCCACAUACAAUGAGCGCCGCAACCUCCCUAUCAUAACAUGGCUGCUCAACAAGACAUUCACCGAGAACAACCUCGAUUGGGAACUUAUCAUUGUCGACGACGGCUCUCCAGACGGCACCCAAGAAGUCGCCGCCCAGCUCCAAAAAGUCUACUCCCCCGAACGCAUCCAGAUCCGCGCACGCGCAGGCAAAUUGGGCCUCGGCACAGCUUACGUUCACGGCCUACAAUUCGCAACCGGCAACUUUGUCAUCAUCAUGGACGCGGAUUUCUCCCACCACCCCAAGUUCAUCGCGCCCAUGAUUGCGCUCCAGAAGACGAAGAACUACGACAUUGUUACCGGAACACGGUAUGCGGGCAACGGCGGUGUCUACGGCUGGGAUCUUAAGCGCAAGUUUGUUAGUAGGGGUGCGAAUCUGUUCGCGGAUACUGUCCUCAGACCCGGCGUCAGCGAUCUCACGGGCUCCUUCAGGCUGUACAAGAAGGAGAUUCUGCAAAAAGUUAUCCGGAGCACAGAGAGCAAAGGAUAUACAUUCCAGAUGGAGAUGAUGGUACGCGCAAAGGCUAUGGGCUGCACGGUUGGCGAGGUUCCGAUUUCGUUUGUUGAUCGUCUUUACGGCGAGAGCAAGCUCGGUGGAGAUGAGAUUGUAGAAUAUGCCAAGGGCGUGUUGAACCUGUGGCUGAAGGUCUAG
Bipolaris victoriae FI3 is the source of this 732-nucleotide messenger RNA. RefSeq names its product glycosyltransferase family 2 protein. NCBI's taxonomy places the organism in Eukaryota, Fungi, Ascomycota, Dothideomycetes, Pleosporales, Pleosporaceae. The record is from RefSeq and is a predicted model, not a curated record. The transcript is spliced from 2 exons. Bases 1 to 732 code for a protein of 243 amino acids. Gene Ontology annotation, cellular component: endoplasmic reticulum membrane. Gene Ontology annotation, molecular function: dolichyl-phosphate beta-D-mannosyltransferase activity. Gene Ontology annotation, biological process: protein O-linked glycosylation via mannose; GPI anchor biosynthetic process.